Messenger RNA from Castor canadensis (American beaver), 1095 nucleotides. It is a transcript of the gene Lrrc74b, whose product is annotated as leucine rich repeat containing 74B. Gene Ontology annotation, molecular function: protein binding. NCBI's taxonomy places the organism in Eukaryota, Metazoa, Chordata, Mammalia, Rodentia, Castoridae. The record is from RefSeq and is a predicted model, not a curated record.
AUGUGGGGUCACGGCAAGAGGUCUGGGAAGAAUGAAGAGCAAGAAGAAGAGGCGACCACGGCCGCUGGGCAUCUUGCCAGAGUCCCGGAGGCCGAGAAGGGUUUGAAUGCAGAUUCGGACUCCGACCUGGAGACGGAAGGUAUCCAUGGGCUCAGAGAAAUGGUCAGUGAGACUCUCUGCCGGAGGUCUUACCAGGCUUAUAGUGUUGCGCCCAUCUCCUGCUUUCUGCGCCAAGGGAGUGCCCCGGAAUUAAACCUGCGACAUCGUGGCCUGGGGCCCCAGGGGGUCCAGGCUCUGGCUUCCAUGUUGACCGUCAAUCCCUACAUCAAGCGUCUGGAUCUUCAGGAUAAUGUACUCUGUGGGGCUGGUGCAGAGGUCCUGGCAGAUGUCCUAAGCAAAAAUAGCAGCAUCUGUGAUGUGAACCUGUCAGAGAACCAGCUUGGAGCCACAGGAGUCCAGGCCCUCUGUGCUGCCCUCGCAGUGAAUAAAACCAUACAGAAGAUGCAGCUGGCAGGGAAUGGCCUGGAGGAACGGGCAGCACAGCACCUUGCGGACUUCCUGCUGGUCCACACAGGCCUGAAAUCCCUGGACCUCAGUUAUAACCAGCUGAAUGACGUAGCAGGAGAGAUACUUGGACCAGCCCUGGCAGAAAACACAGGACUCACAGAACUUAACAUAAGCUGGAAUCACCUACGAGGCCUAGGAACCAUAGUAUUUGCUAAGGGACUAGAGGCAAAUAUCUUCCUGAAAGUCCUGGAUAUCUCUUAUAAUGGCUUUGGAGACCCUGGCGCCUCUGCAGUAGGCGAGGCCUUCAAGGCCAACAACGUAUUGGAGGAACUCAACAUGAGCAACAACCGCAUCUCUCUGGUGGGAGCCCUGAGCCUGGGGCAGGGCCUCCGGGUCAACCAGACACUGAGAAUUCUUAUUGUGUCCAGGAAUCCUAUGCAAAGUGAAGGCUGCUUUGGUCUCCUUAAGUCUGUCCGGGACAAUCCAGCCUCUGCCCUAGAACUACUGGAUUUCUCUGACAUCCAGGUGAACAGAGAGUUCGAUGACCUUGCUAGCUCCGUGAAGGUAAUUCUUCCAGGGUUCACUUAA